UUGAUUGAUUGAUUGAUUUGUCUGUUUUCUCUCAGGCAUAAUGAACAGCUCUGGUAAUCAGCCUCUCCUGGACAUGGUGAAGGCAUGUGUGCACUCUGUGAUGUUCGUGGCUACAGGCGUGUUCACGUACGUGAUCGCGGUGACGGUACGCGGCUCUCCGCAUCUUCGCCGUAACGCUCACUACCUCCUGCUGCUGCAGCACUGCAUCUGCCUGACGGGCUUCAACGCCACGGGCGGAGUGUUACACGGCCUGCGCGCCCUGCGUCUCCCCGUCGCCCGCCUCGCCUGCUGGAUCCUGUUCGACCUGCAGGUCGUGAUGGCACGCGGCCUCGUCUUCACCCUCACCCUCAUGUGCGUGUGCACGUGCCUCUCCGUGCGCUGCCCGCUGCGAUACGAGGCGCUGGUGUGCACCUUGUACCGCUGGGUGAUAUUCGUGAUGUGGACACUGGCUCUGAUCAAUCCGGUGGUGUUCACGGCGCUGGCGUGCGCGCAGCACCCGUGGCGUUACGUGAUCUCUCCGGACGUGGAGUGCUCCACGGUUCUGGAGGGUAAAGCGUGCAUCAUCAGCGCGCUCCUGCUCCUCUUCCUCAUGGUGCUGCUUAUUUUCAGCAGUUACAUCCUCAUCUAUCUGGAGGGUCACCGAGCUGGUCACUUCUCUCAGUCCAACAGUAAAGGACGACGCACCAUCCUCAUCCACAUGCUGCAGAUCAGCCUGCACAUCUUCCCCUCCUUCAUCAUUAUCUCCCGCGUGCACCAGGUGCUCGUCGUUGCGGUCAUCACGUUCCUGAUCUUCAGCAUCUCGCAGUUUCUCAGUCCGGUGGUCUACGGCCUGCGAUGCAAGCAGCUCAACGAGGAACUCCCGCGGUUCUUCCCUCGCUGCUUUAACGAACGCAUGGCCCUGGAGCCUGGAGCGAGCGUGGAACAUCGUGGGAGUACCGGGACAGUCACCAGCACCUCAGGAGGAGUGAGCAGCACCAGAACCAGCCACAGCACGGGUACCGUUACUGUCCACAUGUCUGACGGGGAGCGGGACGACGAGAACAAGCGCCACAUCGGCAACCAUGAGGAAAGUACAGAGUGA
This is a messenger RNA of Ictalurus punctatus (channel catfish), 1081 nucleotides long. Its product is annotated as probable G-protein coupled receptor 148. The transcript has a single exon. Lineage: Eukaryota; Metazoa; Chordata; Actinopteri; Siluriformes; Ictaluridae. Bases 41 to 1081 code for a protein of 346 amino acids. The record is from RefSeq and is a predicted model, not a curated record.